This is a messenger RNA of Cottoperca gobio, 1010 nucleotides long. It is a transcript of the gene mrpl43, whose product is annotated as mitochondrial ribosomal protein L43. The transcript is spliced from 3 exons. Gene Ontology annotation, biological process: mitochondrial translation. Bases 135 to 578 code for a protein of 147 amino acids. Gene Ontology annotation, molecular function: structural constituent of ribosome. The record is from RefSeq and is a predicted model, not a curated record. NCBI's taxonomy places the organism in Eukaryota, Metazoa, Chordata, Actinopteri, Perciformes, Bovichtidae. Gene Ontology annotation, cellular component: mitochondrial large ribosomal subunit.
UUCACUCCGGUACAUAUGGCCGACGGACCGGAGUAUAUACAUGCCCGUCAAUUUGUCCUCUAUGAAUGUUGUUGCUAGCCAACGUAGAUUUGUGUCCAGCGGUUUUUAACAAGUUCUUGAGUAAAAUAUAAACGAUGACAUCCAGAGGGACACCGAGUCGCUUCCUUCAGAGCGUUCUUCGGAACGGAGUCGGUCGGUAUGUCUGCCAGCUGAAACGACUCUCCAUCAUCUUCUCUAAAAAUGCACAGAGCUCGUUGGGAGUCAGGGACUUCAUUGAAGAGGGAGUGGUGGAUUAUGCCAAGAAGAACCCUGCAACUGUCGUGUAUGUGUCUCCUCAGGCAUGCAGGAUACCCAAAAUAGUUGCAGAAUACUUAAACGGCAACGUGCGGGAAGAAAUGGUCACAAGCAAAACGUCUCUGCAGAUUUCCGAGCUUUUGACCAAGUUAACCAAUCAGUCUGGCCUGGACAUCAUCCGCCUCCGCAAACCCUUCCACACAGACAACCCCAGCAUCCAGGGCCAGUGGCACCCAUUCACCAACCGGCCCCCGUCCAUCGGCCCCAUCAGGCCACAGAAAUAAGAUGCUGAAUAAGAACUAACCAAAGUUUAAAGUCAAAGUCCAAAUUGGUACUUACUUUCCAGAUUAUUCUUGCAAGAUAUGUUCUUUUUUUAAAGCUGUUCAAGUGUCUGCGGUCAAAAUGAAACCACAGAUCAAGUAGUUGUCAUGUUUGCAGCAAUUUCUUGGAUGAUUCCACUAUGGACCGAACAUUUUUCACCAUGCCCUUCUGUCUGCUGGAGGCAGCAAAGUUGUGCAUAAAAGUGCGCACGUUACCAGCUCUGAAUGCCACAUUUGAAUAGACUUUACAUGAAUCCACCAGAGGCUUGUCAACUAGCAUAUUAAAAAGAACACUUUUUUUAAAUCUCAAGGUUAUUUGAAGAUUCAUUGUAGUAAAGAGCAGCACAGAUGGAACUUUGUAUGAAAUAAAUAAAUAAAAAUAAUUGUGCAAUUGCU